AUGAACUAUUCAUCAUACACGUCCCCUCCCGCCCACGCGGGAGCUGGAUACUACGGAUUCAGCGCGACUCCAUCGCCGGCUGCAUCACCAUCCGGAGGAGCCCACGGAUACUAUCCAUCACGAUCAGGGCCCUCGACACGAAACCACUCACGACACACAUCAUCCGGAGACGCGUAUGCGUAUACACAGUCUCCACGGGCGUUUUCUCCCAGAUACAACUCCAAAGGAGAUUACGCGACUGCUGCCAAUGUGAGUCGAAAACAAAGUUCUUGGUCCGGUCCACGUUAUGAGCCAAAGCAACGGCGCAGUUCUUUCUCCCAUCGAGCCUCUCAUGGGGAUUCCGACGAGGACGAUUAUGAAUAUGUAGAAUACAUCGUGGAUGGUGUUAUAUACCGACGAGUUCAGCGGCCGACAAAGCCAACUUUUCAUUAUCGUGGGCAUGGCACUGAUUACUACUACUCUCAGGGCCAGUAUGAAAGGGAUGAUCCUGAAGAAUAUCAACCUAGAAGACGCCGACAGUCAUCAUCUACACCUCAACACCGACCACAACCCGCACGCGCCGCUGCGCCAAAGAAGCCAACACCAACUCCCAAGGCGACCGAAGCUGACGCACGUAAGCACCGCAUUCCUCCGGGAUACUCCCUCAAGAACUGGGAUCCCUCGGAAGAGCCCAUCAUGCUCCUAGGUAGCGUUUUCGAUGCGAACAGUCUCGGAAAAUGGGUCUACGACUGGACCGUAUACCAUCACGGACCCGCAACACCAAUUGCCGACAUGGCCGGUGAGCUCUGGUUACUCCUAAUCCAACUCGCAGGCAAAGUCAAACGCGCGGAAGAAUGUAUGCCACGCAUUCGAAAGGAGGAGAACAGAGAGAUGGUUGAGGACUUCAUCGAAUCUGGCGAAAGACUGACAGACAAGCUAAAGAAGCUUUUGAAGGCUUGCGAAACACCAAUGUUGAAGGCAGGCAAGCGAGGUGGAAAGGAGCAAGCGCAGUUGGGCAAGAAGGCAGGUACCGAGUUCGUCGAUUCUAUCUUUGGACGCGACCGUCAACUUGAGCAUACCGAAAAGUUUAUGGCAUCCAUCCGCCUCUGGAACUUGCGAUUCGACGCCAACUGCGAGGAUAUCUUGCGCAGGCCAGGACAGUAG
Messenger RNA from Hymenoscyphus albidus, 1143 nucleotides. The record is from the annotation of a GenBank genome assembly. Lineage: Eukaryota; Fungi; Ascomycota; Leotiomycetes; Helotiales; Helotiaceae.